Molecule: messenger RNA, 2859 nt
Organism: Xenia sp. Carnegie-2017
Lineage: Eukaryota; Metazoa; Cnidaria; Anthozoa; Malacalcyonacea; Xeniidae
Exons: 8
Coding region: 199-2496 (765 amino acids)
Source: RefSeq, a predicted model, not a curated record
UGUAAAAACAACUUCGACAGGAUAAAGUGCGGCAAACACAAAGCAGACAUCUGAUGUCACGAUAUAGAAAAUCCCGCCCUAUAAUGAAAGCGAAGGAAGUGUUCUUACGUAUCAGUCUUCAUUCAGUCUAAGACGAUGUAUCAAGUAUAUGUAGAGGUUCAUAGAUAUCAACUUGAUACUUCAAAGUGAUAUCUAACAAUGAAGACGGUGAUAGUAAUACGAAUGAUUUUCGUGACGUCCUUCCUCGCCCUUCAAUGCUGUCACAAUAACAGCGAAGCCACGUCAUUCGAAAUUGAGCGAGGUGAACUUGAUACGUUUAAGAAUAUAAAAUGUACAGAACAGGGCAACUGCAAAGAAAGACAAUGUGAAAUACAUGGCGCCAACUGCGUAAAAAGUAAAAAUUGCACACGAUGUCAAUGUGAACACGGUAGAGGAACGUUUCUUUCAACUAACGGCGACAACACUUACAACUGUACCAAAGAUCAAGAUAUAAUCCCAGAAUCUGCUCUAAGAAACAAACGAUUCCCACUCAUGAAGCGAGUUGGGGAAAACGAACAAGAAAUGUGCGUUGAAUCUGAAGGAGAAAGCAAGCCACUAGCAGGGAAACCAUGUUCUUCAGCAAUGUCACAACAAUGGGUAUCGUUAAAUAGAACUAAAGAAACUGUGUCUCUCAUGAAUGUUAAAACUUUACAAUGCAUGCAUUUCAUUCCUGAUUGUGAAAAAGAACAUGGAACAAUUACUUCAGGACAAUGCAAAAACAAUAGUGGCUACGAACAAGAAGUUAUGAACGAAAACGAAAACGAAGACGAAACGAACGUACUCAGAGUUUUUGCUAGAUAUUGCAGGAAAAAAAUUAAUGUGUUCAUGAAAAAACAGCCCCAUAGUCAAAAACGUUAUUCGAUAAUCUAUUCUCAAGAUGAAGAUGAAAAUGAACCUAUAACUUGGCAUUACAAAAAUAACUCUAAGACAAUAAUCAAAUACAAAGGAUGCUACCGUUUUUUUAACUCAACAUUCAUGUAUUCUCUUGUGGGAAAGUCGUCCAAUGGCAUGCAAGAGCAAGCAUUCUAUGCUCCGCUGUUUCAAGGAAACGCCACAUGCCGAGUAAACUGGUCCGAAUCGAAGCAGCUUAAUGAAACAAAAUGGAGGAAAUUAACGACACCCAACGACGAUAAAUUGAUUUACGUGGAAAAUAAUACAAGUGAAAAUUUAAAAAUUUUAAAGGUGCAAAAUAGCGCAUUACCAAAGUACCAGGGUUAUUUGAUGAAACUAGUAGUUACCUGUGAAAGCGAAACAACCAAAGAAAAUCUUGAAAGUGAAUCUCAUUGUUUGCUCUUAAAGUUUCCAACAAUACUAAAAGAGACAACAUCAACAACCUCGAACAACAACGUCGUCACAGACCACGUCCAGAUGACCACAUCACCCGUCCAGAUGACCACAUCACCCGUCCAGAUGACCACAUCACCCGUCCAGAUGACCACAUCACCCGUCCAGAUGACCACAUCACCCGUCCAGAUGACCACAUCACCCGUCCAGAUGACCACAUCACCCGUCCAGAUGACCACAUCACCCGUCCAGAUGACCACAUCACCCGUCCAGAUGACCACAUCACCCGUCCAGAUGACCACAUCGCCCGUCCAGAUGACCACAUCACCCGUCCAGAUGACCACAUCACCAACAUCAAGUAGCAACCACACACGUCAACCCCACGAAGAACGUGAAGGAGGCUCAUCUCAGGCAAUUGUUAUAGCAGUUUCUGUAUCAAUCGCAACCAUUGUCCUUAUGUUCGUCUUGUUUUAUUUUGUGUGGUAUCGAAAACAUAAAAGAAAUAAGAAAUCGCCUCAUGAAGAAGGCCAUCUCAUUAACCCAACGUACCAAUCACAAACAGAACCAGAGUAUGUAGAUCCAUUACAAGUGAUCAAUGAUACAGGAAUAAACACCGAGAACGAUCAAGAUUCGUCAGCAAAAUAUGAAUACAUUGAUCAUCUUAAAUUGGCAAAUUUGAAGUCAAAAAAGCCAGAACCGAAGUACGAGUGCGUUGAUAACACUGAAAUGCCUCAAGCACCAGAUGUUUCAAAGAUACGAGAACUGAAAUAUGACUAUGCUACAGAUGAAAUACCGCGGCUCAACUUAAAACCUACAGCACCAGAUGUUCCAACAGAACAAGAAUUGAAAUAUGAUUAUGCUACGGAUGAAAUACCGCGGCUCAACUUAACAAAACCUGGAGCACCAUUUUCUUCAAAAGAACAAGAGCCUAAUUAUGACUAUGCCAAUAGUACUCCGACGGUCAAGCUAAACAGUCAGACACCCUCAUCUACCCUUAACAGUCCUUCAAAAGAGCCUGCCUACCAUACAUUGGAGGAACCCAAUCCUUCACCAUACUAUUCGACGAUAGAAAAUGAUGAUGAUAAAGCUCGGAACACUCUACUAUCGUAUGAGCAAACUUUUCUUUAUUUGUCUUAUUUCUUCAUCUGUCUAAAAUUUAACUCACAGAUGUAAAAAGCUGUAGCUACUUGACUUAAUCGAACUAUUUUCUAGCUUAUCAUGUAAUGUAGAGCAAAUACAACAUAAUGCAAUGAAUAGAACCCUCACUCGGUGGCUGGAAAAAUACCUAAUACUGCUAGUGCAUCAAUGCCUUCACAAAUCAGCCAUUGUUACGAUUAGCUUAUAACAACUCAGUUGUUGACAUAUGCUGUCAACAUGUUCAAUGCAGACCUCACAGAUUAAAUGGAAGUAAACUUGCACUAAGGUAGCAACAGUAUGAGCUGACAGCACUAAAACAGCAUGUCAUGAAGUUCAUUCUCUGCUGAAUUUUUGUCAUCUUUCAACUAAAAUGUUUAUUACAACUUAUUCAACUUUUUC